AGGAAUGACUUGAAAUAUCCCUUUUUUCGCAUCAGCUUGCCCUCCAACAACGAGGUUUUGUUGAUCUCCAAGAAGAUGAUCUUUUGGCUCAAAGGUGGCAUUUUGUCCAGAAAAUUGGUUUCUUUCGACGAUGAUGCUUCUGCUAUCAAUCAUAGUAGCUCUAAUGGUUUUAAUGCCAAUGAUAUUGGUAAUGACAAUAAUAAUAGUAAUAUUGAAGAUUCAAAAAAUGCUCUAGUUGUUAUAUUUCCUAAAAAGGCUGCCAUUUAUUUCAAUGAUGGAUCUACGUAUAUUUUUCCUUUUCCCUUUAAAAUAAAAAAAUCUUUCAAAUGUUGUUCAGGCUUGAUUUUACAAAGAGAUUUAAAUCAGUUUAACAGUAAUAAUCAUAACAAUGAUAAUAAUAACAAUAAUAACGAUAGUAAUAACAAUAAUGAUAAGAAUAAUGAUGUUAAUCCUAAAUUCCCGAUUUUUUUCACUUUAGUCGAUCCAAUCCUUGAAUUGGGCUCUGUAGUAUCCUCUUCAACAUCUUCCAUAUCCAAAAAUGAUCAAUUGAUCUGGUUUCCUCAAAAUAUCAAAUGUACUUUAUCUGCAACCUUUAACAACUUUUCAAAUGUUAUAACAAUUUAUCACAUUCGUUACCUAACAAGAAAUAAUAACAACAACAACAACAAUAAUAACAAUAAUAAUAAUCAUUCCACUGCUAAUAAUUUAAAUUCAGCUACUUCUUCAAAUAAUAAUCUUAAUUCUAAUACCAAUACUCUAAAUUCCACCCAUGAUAUAUCACUAUCAAAUAUUGAUCUAAUAAAUGAUCUUGAAAUUAUUAAUCUUAAUUCUUCUUAUUCUUCUAUUAAAAACCAAUCCUUUUCUUUAUCUUCUUCAAAUUCAAUAUUAGACUCAAUCACUAAUAAUGACUCACAUAUAAAUUCUACUUUACAAUUUUCAAAUUUAUCACAAAAAUUCCAGUCUUUUAGAAAAGAUAUAAUUCUAACUAAACUAGAAAAAAUACAUUUUAAAGAUAAUAUAAAUAAUCUAAAAAUUUUCAGCCUAAAUUUCUUAAAUCAAGAAUCUUUAAUAAUUUUAAAUCUAAACUCAAAUAAUUGUGAAGCAUUAAUCUUUAGAUCUUCAACAAAUUCAGUUAAUAUUCCCGUCUUAAUCAAUUCGUAUUUGUUUAAUUGUAUAGACUCAAUUCCUUUAUCAAAUAAAUCUGGUCAUACUGGUUACUUGGUCAUAUUAAAAGAUCAGUCAAAUCUAUGUUUCAUAAAUCCUUUUUUGAACCUAGUAUCCUAUCAAAUCAAUUUAUUCAAAAUAUAUCCACCCAUAGUCUCUUUAUCUGAUACUUAUAACUCAAAUAUUGCUUUAGUAGAUAGUUCUGGCAAUCAUCACAUUUUAAAUGUAAUCUUAAAUCCACAAAACGAUCUAGUUAAAAAAUGUUUAAAAUCUUUUGAUUUCUUAAUUGGAACUUAUACUUAUGAAUACCUUUGGCUACAAUAUUUGGCUGCUUUAUCCCUAGAUGUUAAUCAUUCAGAUUGGAUUGCUUUUGUGAUUGCCCUCAUUUCUAUUUUGUUACCAAAGAAUCCUCGGGCAUACUUGAAUGAAAAUGAUUUUAUUAAUAAUAACUACAAAAAAAAUAUUAUUUCUAUUAAUUUAGAAAAAGCAAUAUUAUUAAAUGAAUCAAAUCCAAAUCCAAUUUUAUGCCUUAAUGAUGAUUCAUCAAAAAUUAUUUUGGCUUUACAUCUUAUAAGAGAGGAUUUAAAAUUAGAUUCAAUGGCAAUAGAGCAAGUGGAUGAUUUGGGUUUAUUAUUAGCGCAAUUAACUUUAUGGAUGGGUUGGUCUAAAAACUGGGUUAAUUAUUAUAUUAAUAGUAAAAAUUCAAAUAUUUUAGAUGAAAAUUUAUUUAAAUGGAAUAAUCAAGUAUUGAAUUUUUUAGAAUCUCCGCCAAAUUUAUUAGAAUCUUUAUGCAGCAUCUUCACUAAUGAAAUUGUUCCCUAUGUUACAUUUUCUCAACUUACAGAAGAAAAUGAUGAAGUUGAUAAAAUUAUCACCCCAAGAACAUAUCAUGUUUUAAGAUUAUUUGAGCUAAUUAUUUCACCAGAGUGUGAACCAAGUGAUAUUGUCUUGAGUAUGGCUGAGUAUGGUAUUAAAACUAUUGAUCUAGAAACAUACCCAUUGGGAAUCUCAAUUCCACUAAAGGAAGCAAUUGCAUUUUGUCAAGAAAACACCCCAGUUGAUUGGAAUGGUCCAAUAUUAGAUUUAAUUGGAAGAAAAGAUUUGAAAAAAUUAUCAGUGCCAACAAAUAAGGCACUCUCAACUGGCUAUAAUUUUUACAAAGGGAUAAAUUCAAACGCAAAUGGAAUUAUUAAUUCCAAUUCAAACACAAAUAUUAUUUCUAAGGAUGUUCAGUCAAUAGUUCAAAGUAUAGUCAAUGUGGAACCCUUGAAUGCAUGGGAUGGUGAACUAGAGGCAGAUAGAAUAAAUAUUACCAAAUUAAUCUUUUCAGAUGACAGAAGAUUUUAUGAAGUAACUAAAUUAUUGCAAUCAUCAAAAAUUCAAACUCUUGCCAUAAAUUCCAAUCAAGAGAUAGUAGAAUAUGAUAUGUAUCGAGUUCAAAAAGAAUUGGCGUUGAAAGUUGCAUUGAGAACAUUAACUGUCUCAUUAGGAAGGUCUGCUUUAUUUCUAUCUAGUCGUAUGCCACUAAUGACAGAAAAAUUUCCAAUUCCAAAAUUAAAUCUAAAUGUUUCAGUAUUUCCAAGCGAUACUAAGAUUAAUUUGGAAAAGGAUUUAAUUGAAUCUGAUUUAAUCCAAUGGGGCUAUUUUCACAAUGGAGCAUCUGCUGGAAUUAUGAUUUCCAAAGAAUUCAAAAAUAUUUCAGGAAGCUGGAUUGUUUUUAAUAAACCUCCGAUUUUAAAUUCUCAGCAUGGAGGGUUUUUAUUAGCUUUGGGUCUUCAAGGACAUCUUAAAAAACUUGAAGAAUGGCAUAUAUUUAAUUAUUUAGGCCCCAAACAUAUUUAUACAAGUAUUGGUUUAUUAUUAGGUAUGGCUGUAAGCAAUAGAGGAAGUAUGGAUAUAAAACUAACAAAGGUAUUGUCUGUUCAUGUUGUUGCAUUGCUUCCACAAGGUUCAAAUGAUUUAAAUGUUGCACUUCCGGUUCAAACAGCGGGGUUGGUUGGAAUUGGUUUUCUCUAUUUAGAAACCCAACAUAGAAGAAUGACUGAAAUUUUGUUAUCACAAGUUGAUGGAAUUAUUGUAAUAGCAGAAGAAGAGAUUGUAAAUGAGGCAUACAGAUUAGGAGCUGGAAUUGGAUUAGGAUUGGUGAAUCUUGGAAAGGAAGACAAUCUCCCAGGAGUCAAUAUGCUGGAAAGAUUGCUUUUUAUGUGCACUUCUCAAAAGGACAUUGAAACGUAUAGAUCUAUCGAUCAAGCCGCCUCUGGAGCACUAAUUGCGUUAUCAUUAAUUUAUAUCAAAUCUAUGAAUAAAACUAUUGCCAAAAAAUUGAAAUUACCUAAAACCGAACAACUUCUAGAUUAUAUGAGGCCAGAUGUUUUGUUGCUCAGGGUUAUUUGUAAAAAUAUAAUAAUGUGGGGAGAUAUUGGAAGAUCAAUAAAAUGGGUUAAUUCACAAAUACCAAAUUGUCUAUUGAAGAAAUAUGCCAUUUAUAGAAUGGACACAUUGAACUCGGAUUAUUUGACAUAUUUAUAUAUAAUUGGAGGAUGUUGUUUUUCAACCGGAUUAAGAUAUGCUUCAUCAUUAGAUGAAGAGGCCAAAAAUACUGUUUUGUAUUUUUUAGAUUUCAUUAUGAAUCUUUUAAAUACUGAAACCGAUAGUUUUGAUGAAAAUUUUACCAAGCAAAGUGUUUUUGACAUUCAAAAUAUAUUACUUAUAUCGCUAUCGUUAAUAAUGGCAGGCUCAGGAGAUUUAGAUAUAUUCAAACGAUUACGAGUUGCAUUUAAUAAUGUUAAAAAGGAAAUGACGUAUGGAAAUUAUAUGGCUACUAAUAUUGCAAUGGGAUUUCUAUUUCUCGGAGGUGGCCAGUUUGCAAUUGAUGACUCAAAUCUAGCAGUUGCAUCUUUAUUGAUAUCGCUAUACCCAGUUUUUCCAGGAAAAAACUUUAAUUUUGAAAAUGAACUUCAUUUGCAAGCUUUAAGGCAUUUUUGGGUUUUAUCAGUGAAGCCCAAUUGCUUGGUUGUAAGAAAUAUUGAAACCAUGAAGCCUAUUCAAAUCAAUGUUCAAAUUCAAUUGAAUAAUGGUAGAAAAGUGAUAAAAAGAACGCCAUGUCUAUUGCCGAGAUUGAAUAGAAUUAGUGCGAUUUCAGCUCUCAACAAAAACUUUUUCAGGAUCAACUUGGAUUUUCAUAAGAACAUUGAAAUUUCGGAUAAUUUUAAGAAAAAUUUGACAGUUUAUGUUUAUCCUAAAAAGCAGUACUUUACAAUCAAAAGUUCUUUUGAAGAAAUAUUAGAAAAGCUAAAAGAGGUUGAGAAUGGAAAUGCAGUAAAUAAAUUGAAGCUCGAGAAUUUCAACAAUAAUGAUUUGAGCAUUUCGAACAGCCUUGACAACUACUUAGAAAUCUUCUCUAGCUAUGGACAGAGGGCUGUAAAUGAGCCAAACGUCGACGAGAUGAAUUAUGACGAGAUAGAGGAAUUGUCCCACGAAAUAUUCAAGUCCAGCAUAGUCGACACAUUGAUUGAGGUGGAAGAGACAGUCAAAGCACCCAUCACAAUCGAGGACCUAUGGAACAUCAGGUUGCUCUUUGCAUUUGCAGACAAGACGUUGGACGAGGGGAAUUCAUACUAUCUCAGUUCCAAGUUCAUCGACCACUUAAAAAUCGAGCUCUGGUCCAUCUCCAAGACG
Messenger RNA from Ascoidea rubescens DSM 1968, 4842 nucleotides. RefSeq names its product anaphase promoting complex subunit 1 (gene APC1). Lineage: Eukaryota; Fungi; Ascomycota; Saccharomycetes; Ascoideales; Ascoideaceae. The transcript is spliced from 3 exons. Gene Ontology annotation, biological process: metaphase/anaphase transition of mitotic cell cycle; protein K11-linked ubiquitination; anaphase-promoting complex-dependent catabolic process. The record is from RefSeq and is a predicted model, not a curated record. Gene Ontology annotation, molecular function: molecular adaptor activity. The annotation marks the transcript as partial. Gene Ontology annotation, cellular component: anaphase-promoting complex.